Messenger RNA from Ogataea philodendri, 1401 nucleotides. RefSeq lists its product as uncharacterized. The transcript has a single exon. The annotation marks the transcript as partial. Gene Ontology annotation, cellular component: membrane; Golgi apparatus. Lineage: Eukaryota; Fungi; Ascomycota; Pichiomycetes; Pichiales; Pichiaceae. The record is from RefSeq and is a predicted model, not a curated record. Gene Ontology annotation, biological process: Golgi to vacuole transport; protein targeting to vacuole; Golgi to endosome transport.
UCCAACAGCGCGGGCACGUCGUACGUGCUGAAUUUGGAGAACUCGAACCGCGAUGAGGGCGGGUUUGUGGACUUUGAGCAGAUCCAAGGUCUGGAGGGGCUGGUGGUGGCUAAUGUGGUUGACAAUCCGCAGGACGCCAGAAAAGGUGCUCGUAAACGGAUCAAGUCGCUCAUCACACACAAUGACGGAGCACAUUGGGCGCCUAUCCAGCCGCCGGCCAUUGACGUUGACAACCAGCGGUACUGUUCUGGCCAAUCGUUGGAACAAUGUUCGCUCCAUCUUCACGGAUACACCGAGCAGGCCGACUACAGAGAUACGUUCUCCUCGUCGAGUGCGGUUGGAAUGAUGAUCGGGGUUGGAAACGUUGGAUCGGAGCUGGAAAGCUAUUAUGACGGCAACACUUACCUGACCAAAGAUGGUGGAGUUAGUUGGAAGGAGGUCAAGAAGGGAGUCUAUUUAUGGGAAUAUGGAGACCAAGGAUCGGUCAUUGUGAUGGUCAACGGGAAGGAUAACACCAACGUUCUGAGCUAUUCGGUCGACGAGGGAGACACUUGGCAGGAGUACAAGUUCACAGACGAACAGAUCACCGUGGAGGACAUCUCGACGGUUCCUGGCGACAAUUCGUUGGUUUUCCUGCUUUUCACACGGGUUCCUUUGGCAAGAGGCGACAAGACACGGGUUUUCCGCAUUGAUUUCGGCGAGCUGUUGAGUGACAGCUGUUCAGGUACAGAUUUGGAGACAUGGAUACCCAAACACCCAUUCCAGGCAGACGACUGUCUAUUUGGCCACCAAAUGCAGUACACACGCAAGAUCCCAGGUCGACUUUGUCGGAUUGGUAGCCAGAAACUUGACCAGGCUGCCAUCAUCAAGACAUGUCAGUGCACGAGACAGGACUUUGAGUGCGACUUCAACUAUUAUCAGGACCAGAAUGGCGACUGUAAGCUGGUUUCUGGGGUCAAAUUGCCAGGUCAUGAAGAUAUGUGCGCUAUUGAAGAGUCUGGCGAGUACUAUCCGGUCACUGGGUAUCGGAAAGUUCCGUUGUCGACGUGUGAAGGUGGACUGCAAUUGGACCGCAGCGACAAGCCUGUUUCGUGCGACGCAGCCGAGGAGGACCAUCUACGAUCCGAGUUUGGCAGACUGCUCUGGUUCUGGCUCAAGAUCGUCAUUGUUGGUAGUCUUGUUGUUGCUGUUGUGUUCAAGUAUCUGCAGCUAAGACACGGCGAGAUCCGACUUGACGACGAGGAAACCAUCGACAUCAGCAAAUGGACCGCACUGAAAACGACGGUUCUGGACUGGACCGUGUCGUUGCAACAGGCUGCCAAGGACUGCGUGUUCAAAAGAGUGCCGUUGACCACGUCCGUUUCUGACGAGGACGAGGACGACUUCACAGAUCAAGUUUGA